This is a messenger RNA of Pneumocystis jirovecii RU7, 1110 nucleotides long. RefSeq lists its product as uncharacterized. Gene Ontology annotation, molecular function: RNA polymerase II general transcription initiation factor activity; DNA binding. The transcript has 5 exons. The record is from RefSeq and is a predicted model, not a curated record. NCBI's taxonomy places the organism in Eukaryota, Fungi, Ascomycota, Pneumocystomycetes, Pneumocystales, Pneumocystaceae. Gene Ontology annotation, cellular component: transcription factor TFIID complex. The coding region runs from base 1 to 1110 and encodes 369 amino acids. Gene Ontology annotation, biological process: transcription initiation at RNA polymerase II promoter.
AUGGAUCUAAAACGCAGUUCAAAUGAGUACUCAAAUCUUUUUAGUUUUACAAUUUACUCAAGUGGCAGAGGUGCGGCGUCUUCUGCAAAAAAACACAAACCAUAUAAUAGCGUCUCUAUGCGUGAUUACUAUGAACAACCAGCAUAUUCUCCAUCAAUUCCUAAAACUACUCCAUAUCUUUAUAGUGGAGCUACUAAAGGAUCAGUGAACCCAUCUCCUGUUUCCGGAAAAUUUAGCGAGGAUCGACAAGAUACUGAAAAACUUCAAGAUGCAUUGGUAUCUGCUGGUGUUGAUAUCAAGGAAGAAGAACAUAACAUGAGUCGAUCCUAUGACUAUGGAUUUGGGUCAAAUACAUUGUCUUUUGAAGAGGACCGAACAAAAAUUACUGAUUUUCUGAAUCCUAUUCCACUGAAUGAUCUUAUUUAUAGAAUUGCAAUUUCCAAUUCUCUUAAAACUAUAGAUCCUGAAGUAGCACCUCUUCUUGCACUUUCAUUACGCAAUAGAAUGGCAGGCCUUUUGUCAGAUAUGAUCAUUCUGUCUAAACAUCGUACUACGUCACCUCCUAUCAAUAAAAAAAUAAUAGACAACGUUGGAAAGAUUUUAGAAGAAAUAAACAACAAAGAAAAAGAUAUGGAAGAAAAGAGGAGAGCUCAGCUAUUAUCAAAAAGACUAGAAGAAAAAAAUAAAAUAGAUAAACAAAGUUCACUAUCAGGGAACCCAGAUGACAUGGAUAAAAAAAGAAAGAAAAAAGAAACAGGAAUAAAUUCAGCAUCAAAAAGUCUUUCAGAGGAUACACAAAAACGAAACACAGAUACUACUGCAGCAAUAAUGAUGGGAUCAGGUCCUAAUGGUCCAGGCGGCAAAAAAUAUUCAUGGAUGACGUCAAUACCGUCAUUAUCAUUAGGAUAUACCACAAAAACACAUCGAAUUACAGAAAAUAGUUCACCAACAAACCCUAAAACUAUUUCUAUAGAACCUGCUCAAGAAGUAGGAAUAAUUACAAUAAGAGAUGCACUUAAUGUUUUAGAAAUGGACAAAGAAGGUGCAGGAGAAGUCUUUGGGAGAGGAGCACGUGCAUUAUCUCGGGGCUAUAUACGCCUGAGAGACUAA